CCUUUUGACUGUUUCAGGAUCUAACCCUCAUCGACUUAGAAGAAUUUAAGUACGGAGGCGCAAAUAUCACAGCUGUUCGAAUGAUUGAUUCUCUCCGUCCCUUUGUGUCUGAGGUGACCCAGGAUUGGGUUAUGGAGGAAAAACGAACUGGUAACUCUCCCAUUAAGGGAUUAAAAACUGAAAUACCAACUGAAACUGCCCUUAUGUACGAUGCAGUUUACUUGUUUGCCAAAGCGUUGCAUCAAGUAGCUGCAGCUCGUGAUAUCAAUACAAUGGCUCUAUCUUGCACCAAACAGAACACUUGGAAUCAUGGAAACAGCGUACUUAAUUAUAUGAAAACGGUAGUUUUCGACGGAUUAUCGGGCAGAGUAAUGUUCGAUCAUAAAGGAGAGAGAUCAGAUUUUUCCUUGAAUGUUUUGAAGUUAAAAGAACAAGGUUUGUCAAAGAUCGGAACCUGGGAUAGUACGAAUGGUGUGAAUAUAACAGAGAGUAAAACAGAAACAAAACACGAGUUACAAAAGAAGCUAGCAAAUUCAACUUUGAGAGUUGUUACAAAAUUGGAACUUCCGUAUGUGGGUAACAAGACUGCCCCUGAUGGCACUGUUGAGUAUGAAGGUUUUGCCAUAGACCUGCUGAAUGCUAUUGCAGAGGAGCUUCAUUUUAAUUACACUAUUUCCAUCGUGAAGGAUGGUCAAUAUGGUGGAGAAGACCCUUUGACCGGCAAAUGGAACGGAAUGGUCGGAGAGCUUAUCGAGAGAAAAGCUGACUUAGCUGUUGCUGGUAUGUCCAUUACAUACAAACGCGAAAAAGUUAUCGACUUCACUAAACCAUUCUUGAACCUUGGCAUUACCAUAUUAUACAAGAAACCGAUGAAAAAACCACCCAAGUUAUUCUCGUUCCUCUCUCCUCUUACUUCGGAGGUAUGGGUAUAUAUCAUCGCCGCCUAUCUUGUUGUCAGUUUUAUGCUCUACAUUAUUGCGAGGCUAAGUCCCUACGAGUGGUAUGAAUCCGGAUCGGAUGAACUGGAUAAUCAAUUUACUGUUUUAAAUAGUUUGUGGUUUACCAUAGGUUGCCUUAUGCAGCAAGGAUCUGAAGUUGCUCCCCGAGCUGUUUCAACCCGGAUUGUCAGCGGAAUUUGGUGGUUCUUCACUCUAAUAAUGAUAUCCUCUUAUACGGCAAAUUUAGCCGCCUUCUUAACCAUUGACCGGUUGGAUACCACGAUUGAGAGCGUCGAAGAUCUUGCCAAACAGACGGAUGUACACUACGGGACAUUGAAAGGGGGAUCAUCUAAAGCAUUCUUCGAGGAUUCUGAUGUCCCAACAUAUAAAAAAAUGGCAAACUUUAUGCAAAGUACCACACCGUCUGUUUACGUCUCCUCUUCGCGAGAGGCAGUGCAGCGAGUUCUCAAAGAAAAUUACGCUUAUCUUGGAGAAUCAACAUCAAUUGAUUACCAGGUGCAAAGAAACUGCCAGCUUAUGCAAGUUGGCGGUUUGCUGGAUUCCAAAGGAUACGGAAUAGCCACUCCAAGGGGAUCUCCUUAUCGGGAUAUGAUCUCGGAGCAAAUAUUACUACUCCAAGAAAGACAAGAAAUUAGCAAGCUUUACACCAAAUGGUGGAAAGAAAAAGCAGCUAAUAAGUGUGAUAAUGAGUCCAAAGGGAAGCAAAACGCGAACGAGCUAGGCCUUCAGAACGUUGGGGGUGUUUUCGUGGUGCUUAUGGCCGGAGUGGUCGCUGGCACAAUUAUGGCAAUUUUUGAAUUCUUGUGGAAGUCAUGGAGAAAUUCCAGAAUUGACAAGCAGCCAUUCUGUACCGAAGUAUCACAAGAGCUGAGAGUCGCUAUUACUUGUUUGGGUUCAUCUCGCAAAAAUGGCAAGACAAAAUCAGAUGACGCUAGGCUAGACAACCAUCAACUCGUCCCUCUGACUUCUGGUCAGAAUUCAUUCUUAACGAAAGACAUGAACACAUGACAAAACGCCCAAUGUAUUACCUUAAUAUGAUCCAAGAAGCGGUUCAUAGUUUUUGCGGUCAAGACAAGUUGUCGAGUCGCAUGAAAUCGUACCCCGGUAUCAAUGCAUUUUUUUCCUACUAAUUAUUACUGUG
Molecule: messenger RNA, 2100 nt
Organism: Octopus bimaculoides (California two-spot octopus)
Lineage: Eukaryota; Metazoa; Mollusca; Cephalopoda; Octopoda; Octopodidae
Product: glutamate receptor ionotropic, kainate 2
Biological process (GO): monoatomic ion transport
Cellular component (GO): membrane
Molecular function (GO): signaling receptor activity; ligand-gated monoatomic ion channel activity
Source: RefSeq, a predicted model, not a curated record